Molecule: messenger RNA, 2011 nt
Organism: Rhipicephalus sanguineus (brown dog tick)
Lineage: Eukaryota; Metazoa; Arthropoda; Arachnida; Ixodida; Ixodidae
Gene: Cdc6
Product: cell division control protein 6 homolog
Exons: 11
Coding region: 253-1749 (498 amino acids)
Biological process (GO): DNA replication initiation; mitotic DNA replication checkpoint signaling; cell division
Cellular component (GO): nucleus
Molecular function (GO): DNA replication origin binding
Source: RefSeq, a predicted model, not a curated record
GUGCGAAGGCGCCAAGGCAGCCAAGGCAGUUCGCGCGCAAAAUGUGUGGAGUCAGCUGACGGCGGUGUGAUUUUAGGCUUCUACUUGCGGUGCUCUAACUCUUAGAAAGUGCCUCUAUUUACGUUCGUCAGGAAACAUAGGCUUUUCGCAUCUUGCAAGGGGAAUCGUGUUUGUAACAACCACGACACGCUUGUAAGGGAUCUCCCGUCGUUAUUUCGGUUCACUCUCAAGUGACGAUCGAGGGCUGCCGGCAUGCCUUCCACCCAGUCCGUUCUUCAGCUUCCUGUGCGCAAGUCAGCACGCUGCGCUGCCAAAGUUAAACAAAGCAGUAAGUCGCCUAGCAACUGUAAAAAAGCCCUUUUCGAUGAGAACAAUACGCGCCAUAUUCACCGAGUUAGCAAGAGGUUAUUCUCCGCUGAGGAUGCAUCUGCUUCUUCGUCCGAUGGUGACGGGUCGCAUCAUUCUCCAACGUCACAGUCACCGAAGAAAGCGAAGGAGAUACCCAGCCAUGAAAAUAUGGUUUCCCUCUGUCUGUCCACGCCCGAUACUUCGUUGUACCAAAAGGCAAAGCAGAACUUAACGUCGCAGUCAAGCGUCCGCGUUGUCGGUCGUCAGAGAGAGAUGGAGACAAUGAAGGAAUUCCUGCAUUCUCAUUUGCGCGCGGGCACCUCCGGCAGCCUCUAUGUUUCCGGCGCACCCGGCACUGGCAAAACUGCUUGUCUCUCACAAAUACUCGAAUCAUCAAAAAAUCUCUUCAAAUUCCAGUAUGUGUUUGUCAACUGUAUGACACUUCAAAGCAGCUCUGCUAUUUACCAGAAAAUUAUUUCCGGUCUGGACUUGUCACCAGCCUGUAGCAGCCACCUUGAGACAAUACGCAGAAGACUCACCACCAAGGGCCAUCCUAUGAUAAUUGUGAUGGAUGAAAUUGACCAACUCGACAGCAAGAACCAGACAGUGCUGUACUCACUUUUCGAGCUUCCACAACUAAAGAAUUCUCGGGCUACAAUUUUUGGAAUCGCCAAUGCCCUCGAUCUGACGGAUCGUGUGCUGCCCCAUCUGCAAGCAUAUGGUUGCAGACCGACACUGCUUCAUUUUGCACCAUAUUCCAUAGAUGAAAUAGUGGCCAUACUCAUGGAUCGUCUUAAUGAGUGUCAUGCAGUCAUACAGCCUCAAGCCAUUCAGUUCUGUGCGCGGAAAAUUGCUGCUUGCACAGGAGAUGUCAGGAAGGCACUGGAUAUAUGCAGGCGAGCUGUUGAAAUUGUAGAACGUUCCGCCAAGACUCAACAGGUUCUAGUUCCACGGCCCGAACAUGGUUAUAAUCUCGGCUCUCCCAAGAAGGCACCUCUCAAAGUGGUCAACAUGGCCCACAUCUCUUCUGUCCUGGCAGAUGUGUUUGGGUCCUCGGCAAUGGGCAGCAAGGACCUCAAUGCUACGUUGCCAUUGCAGCAGAAGCUUUUGCUAUGCACACUGGUGGCACUGCUUAAAGUCAAGAAGUUGCGAGAUGUUCUUCUUGGAAAGCUUCAAGAAGCUUACAUGCGCAUCUGCCAGAGACAUCAAUGCUCUACUGACCAGUCGGACUUCCAAUCCCUGAGCACCCUGCUAGAGUCAAGGGGCCUGAUCACUGUCAAGAGGCACAAGGAGCUCAGACUGAGCAAGGUGAGCCUUAGGGUGGAUGAGAAAGAAGUAGAGUAUGUCCUUCAAGACAAAGCUCUUCUAGCAGCAUGCCUCAACGACAGUGCCAUUCUGUGAAGACUGUUAGGUGUCAUCAGAACUAUUGUGCGAUUGUUUUACCUGUGUUCAACCCUGCAUGCCUUGCAUGUUUGCAAAUGUCUUUCUAUUGUAGCACAUUAGUGGCAGCUGGAAAAAACUGUCAUCAAUUGCUGUUGUCUCUCAAUGUCAUGUUACAAUAGUUUUUCUACAAGUACACAGUCACUCAUAAUGUUAUCAUGUGCACUCAUAUUCAUUUGAAAUCGAAACAAUAAAAUUUUACUCACCUAUGGCAGUAUGAAAA